Messenger RNA from Lachancea dasiensis, 1584 nucleotides. The record is from the annotation of a GenBank genome assembly. NCBI's taxonomy places the organism in Eukaryota, Fungi, Ascomycota, Saccharomycetes, Saccharomycetales, Saccharomycetaceae.
AUGAAGGCCAGUUUGGAGUACACGUCUUUGGAUGAUAUCGACAACAUUGUUCAGGAUAGUAAGAGAAGUUCGGAGGAGAGACAAAGGAGGUUGGCCCAUGCGGAGAAUCCUCGGGCCGAAGAUCUGGCAUUAAGACUCAAAGAGCUAAGGAGUCUGUAUUUCGGCCUUAAGGAUCACGAAGAAGAGAUCAUAGAUGCUUUACACCAGGAUUUACACCGCAGCCGGCAUGAGAGCUUAGGUCUUGAGUUGAUUCCGCUGUAUAACAAUAUUCUCGCGCUCAUUGAGAACUUGCCCCGUUACAUUGAACCGGAAAAAGUCCAAGAAUCAAGUUUGCUAUUCAAACUGAGUUCGGUGAAGGUGGAGCGGAUUGCGUUGGGGUCAGUGCUGGUUAUUUCUCCGUUCAACUAUCCGGUCUUGCUGGGAAUUGACCCCGUUGCAGCUGCGAUUGGAGCCGGGAACUCUGUUGUUUGGAAGCCUAGUGAGCUAGCUCCAGCGACUGCAGUUGUAAUGGAGAGAAUUAUUGUCUCCUCAGUAAAUCCCUCGUGGAUCAAGGUAGUUCAAGGCGAAAUUCCUGAGACCACACGUCUGAUUGAAAACCCUAACUUUGACAAAAUCUUCUAUACAGGCUCCACGAAAGUAGGACGCAUUGUUUCCCAGGCAGCAGCCAAGAAUUUAAUCCCCGUCAUCCUUGAGCUAGGUGGCAAAUCACCGGUUUUCAUCACGGAGAAUCUUACAUCAGCAGAUCUAAAAAGAGCGCUGAAGAGAACCUUCUUUGGUGCAUUCAACAACAGUGGACAAACUUGUGUAGCCUCGGAUUACGUUCUGAUCCAUGAGUCCCAACUUGAAAAAGCUCGUGAGCUGACGUCUGAAAUAUUGGAUGACUAUUGGCCUGAUUUUAACCAAGAUACGGAGUUUUCCUCAAUGAUUAACGACCAAGCAUACAAGAAAGCGAUCGAGAGGCUCGAGAACACCAAGGGAACCAUUUUUCAACCUUCGAAAGUUGCCGGUGAAUUGGCAAAGAGAUGUAUCCCACCCUCCGUUAUUUUCAACGUUACGUGGGAUGAUUCUUUGAUGGAGGAAGAGAACUUCUCGCCUGUUUUGCCUUUUAUUGUAUACCAUGAUAUUGAUAAUGUGAUGGAACAAGUGGUGACACGGCACCCAGACCCUUUGGCUCUUUACAUUUUUUCACAGAACCAGCGUGAGAUAAACAAAAUCAUGAAUUCGAUCAAAUCUGGCGGUUGCGCGAUUAACGAUACGAUCAUUCAUGUCGGAACUAUGAAUGCUCCAUUUGGUGGUAUCGGUCAAUCUGGGCAAGGAAGUUACCACGGUAAAUGGAGCUAUCAGGCUUUUACGCACGAACGAACCGUACUCCAACAGCGCCUGUGGAUGGAAUUUCUUGAUGACACGAGAAACCCCCCAUAUAACUCCAAUAAGCUAGCCAUUUUACGCACUGUACUGGAAAAUGAUCCAGGCUUUAAUAGAAGUGGGUCAACAGUUUGGUUCCCUGGAAAACUUGUUGUUGUUCUGGCGGUUUUAGUGGCUUUGGUAGCUGUAACAUUGCGAUUAAAACUUGUGAACUUUUGA